ACUGCCAAUGCCAUAGCUACCUACAAAAGGUGCCCAUCUUAUCUCUCUCUUCCUUUCUAGGGUUUUCAGAUUCUUCCAUUAGUUUCUUUUGACAGAGAAACUAACUAUUAUUGUAUACCUUUUCAUAUAAAACGUAUACCGUACAUAUAUAUAUUUAGAUUAGAUGUAUACGCGGUGGUGUUGAUUGAAACUACCUUUAUCUCAGAUUCCAAUCUUCACUUUCACGAAUCAUCAGAUCGGAUCGGGUAUAUUUGAACUUAUUCCACAACUAUUUUGGAGCUCGAAUUUGAACACUCUGAAUACUAAAAUCUGGGAAGUUUUCUUUUUACGAAAGAUCUGGCUUUGAAGGCCAAGGCGGUCUACUUAAAUGUUAUGCAAAGGCUGUUUGAGGAAUGUGAUUGUUCAAGCUGGGCAUCUAGGGGCAUUUCCGCAAAAGGGGUUGUUGCAAGUAAGCAGUACUGGAAAGAGGUCGAAUGAAAGCUUCAGCUUAACGACUUGGUGGAAUAGGCAUUUUAAAACAAGCUUAAGGAUGAUGGUUGAUACAGGGUCAUCAACGAAACAGGGGACCAUUAUUGAUAUGUUGCCAGAGAAAGAUGAAGGUGGAUUUGCCACUGGAGGAUGGAAAAGUGAAGAUGGAAAAUUGAGCUGGGGAUACUCAAGUUUCAGAGGAAAGAGAAUGACUAUGGAGGAUUUUUAUGAUGUUAAGACAACAAAGAUUGACGGCCGAACAGUCUGCCUGUUUGGAAUAUUUGAUGGACAUGGUGGAGCUCGUGCUGCUGAAUAUUUAAAAAGACAUCUUUUUGAGAAUCUCAUGAAGCACCCGCAAUUUAUGACAGAUACCAAAGCGGCUAUAAGUGAAUCAUAUAAGCAGACUGAUAGUGAUUUUUUGGAUUCCGAAAGGGAUACUUAUCGGGAUGAUGGCUCUACUGCUUCAACUGCAGUCUUAGUUGGUAACCAUCUAUAUGUUGCCAAUGUUGGAGAUUCACGUACCAUUAUCUCGAAGGAUGGACUAGCUAUUCCUCUAUCUGAUGAUCAUAAACCAAAUCGAAGUGAUGAGAGGAGGAGAAUUGAAAAUGCAGGGGGUGUGGUAAUGUGGGCAGGUACUUGGAGAGUAGGAGGUGUGUUAGCUAUGUCCCGGGCUUUUGGCAACCGUAUGCUGAAGCAAUAUGUUGUGGCAGAACCAGAGAUCAAGGAUUUAGAGAUUGAUGAAGAAAUUGAAAUGCUUGUGCUCGCAAGUGAUGGAUUGUGGGAUGUGGUAGCAAAUGAGGAUGCUGUUUCGCUUGCUCGUACAGAAGAAGAACCAGAGGCAGCAGCUCGAAAGUUAACCGAAGUUGCUUUCACUCGUGGCAGUGCAGACAAUAUUACAUGCAUUGUGGUAAAGUUUCACCAUGACAAAGCAGAAGCAGAAGCAGCAUCUACACCAGUCCCAGAAAAUGAUUGAAUAAAGGCAUGUGUAGAGAUGGAGCAACAACAUUAUGAGAGUAAAUGAUUCUAAUAAAAUACACAUGCAAAAAUGGCUGAUUUGCCCCAUGCUAAAAUCGAUUUAUUGUUUAUUCUUUGUUUUUGAUUUUUGUUUUUUUAUUAUUAAGCUUUAAAACCACCCUAUUGUGUGUGAUAAUGUUCCUUUGUAGCAUAGCAUCUAUCAAUUGCCUUUUUGCUUCAUAUGUGGGUCUUAUUGCAUGUGUCAUUGUCUUUAUGUUUCAAAAUAAAGCAUGAAGCUUUAUCAUUCUCUAUCUCUUAUCUGGUUACUAAUUUGAGUAGAAACAAUCUUGUGGCUACUGAUAAGGCCGUUAUGUGUAUUGAAGAAUUAUACAACGAAAUGAAUGAGAAUGAAUCUAUGAUAUGUUAUUAUUUUA
Molecule: messenger RNA, 1856 nt
Organism: Cannabis sativa
Lineage: Eukaryota; Viridiplantae; Streptophyta; Magnoliopsida; Rosales; Cannabaceae
Product: probable protein phosphatase 2C 76
Exons: 9
Coding region: 368-1441 (357 amino acids)
Biological process (GO): protein dephosphorylation
Cellular component (GO): nucleus; cytosol
Molecular function (GO): cation binding; protein serine/threonine phosphatase activity
Source: RefSeq, a predicted model, not a curated record